Messenger RNA from Monoraphidium neglectum, 660 nucleotides. Its product is annotated as Zinc finger matrin-type protein 2. The record is from RefSeq and is a predicted model, not a curated record. The transcript is spliced from 6 exons. Gene Ontology annotation, biological process: mRNA splicing, via spliceosome. Gene Ontology annotation, molecular function: nucleic acid binding; zinc ion binding. Bases 1 to 660 code for a protein of 219 amino acids. Gene Ontology annotation, cellular component: U4/U6 x U5 tri-snRNP complex; spliceosomal complex. NCBI's taxonomy places the organism in Eukaryota, Viridiplantae, Chlorophyta, Chlorophyceae, Sphaeropleales, Selenastraceae.
AUGGGCAAGUCUUCAGCAGCGGGGGUUGACAACACAGCGCGCCGCGUGUGGGACAAGGAGGAGUAUGCAGAGAAAGCCGACAAGAGGGAGAAGGAGGCGCAGGAGGCGGAGGAGACCGCACUGGACAUCAAGAAGCGCAAGCGGCUGGAGCGCGACCCUCUGCACCAGGGUCUGAUCGUGGAGCGGUCGACCCUGAAGAUGCGCGAGUACCAACUCGACCUCACGUCGCGCAUCGGCAAAGCCCAGGUCAUCGGCCUCAACACCCCCCUCAGCCAGCAGGCGGGCUACUACUGCAGCGUGUGCGACUGCGUGCUGCGGGACAGCCAGUCGUACCUCGACCACAUUAACGGCAAGUACCACAACCGGGCGCUGGGCAUGAGCAUGACGGUUGAAAAGAGCACCGUCGAGCAGGUGAAGAACCGUUUGAAGAUGCACAAGGAGACUGCGUCCGCCUCCAACCCCGAGGACUACCUGCCUGACGGCAUCGACCGCCGCCUUGCAGAGGCUGAGGCGGCCGCGGAGCGCGAGCGGCAGGAGCGGAAGCGGGCCAAGAAGGAGGCCAAGCGGGGGGCCGAGGGCGAGGGCGAGGAGGGGGGUGGCAUGGACCCCGACAUGAUGGCGAUGAUGGGGUUUGGGGGGUUCGGCUCCAGCAAAAAGUAG